Molecule: messenger RNA, 1594 nt
Organism: Daucus carota subsp. sativus
Lineage: Eukaryota; Viridiplantae; Streptophyta; Magnoliopsida; Apiales; Apiaceae
Product: probable transcription factor KAN4
Exons: 6
Coding region: 449-1354 (301 amino acids)
Biological process (GO): regulation of DNA-templated transcription; abaxial cell fate specification
Cellular component (GO): nucleus
Molecular function (GO): transcription cis-regulatory region binding
Source: RefSeq, a predicted model, not a curated record
UUUCUGGAUUGUGGCCCUCUCUCUCUCUUUAAGUUUCCGUUACAUAGAUAAGGAACCAACCUCCCUCUCUCCUUUUACUACAAUUAGGAGUAUAAGUAAGUAUAUAUAUCUCUGUGCAAAGACUGAGGAAUUAGGAAUUAGGGAAAAGUCUCUGAUCUUGCUUCAUCUUUCAAGCCCUACUUUUCAUCACCCUCUUUUUAUCUUGCAGCUUUGUCUCCCCAAAUUUACACGACUAACCUGCUUUAUUGGGCGUCUUUUUAGGAAACCUAGCUAGGUAAUAAUACUUUGCAACUUCUUCUUCUCUAUCAAUCUCUUGAUAUUAACACAGACAUGCAGAUGAGUAAUACCAGGCCACUCAUUUUCCUAUAAUCACCACUCCUUCCUCUCAUCUUUGGAAAUCUCGAAACUAACUUGACCAUAUUUAUUUUUACAUAAAAAGGGAUAAAACAUGGCAAGUGCAGCUUCAAAUAUGCCUGAUCUGUCGCUACAAAUCAGACCACCUUGCACCAAGCCAAUGCGUGGUUACAACAACGGGGGGCUAAUGAAGAAGUACAUGGGAGAGCGGAGCGAUUCGGCUAGCAGCGGAGGAAGUAGUGAUCUAAGCCAUGAAUAUGGCUGUCACCCGCGCUCAUAUCUGAGUUUAGGGCUUGAAAUGGUGUCUGGUCUGAGUCCUCCACCGCCCGCAAAGUAUCAGCAUUAUCAGCCACAUAUCUAUGGCCGUGACUUCAAAAGAAGCAGCACUUCAAGAACGAUGAAUGGGGCUUCAAAAAGAAGUGCUAGAGCACCGAGAAUGAGAUGGACCUCUUCUCUUCACUCCCAUUUUGUUCAUGCAGUUCAGCUACUUGGUGGCCAUGAAAGAGCAACACCAAAAUCUGUGCUAGAAUUGAUGAAUGUGAAGGAUCUAACUCUAGCUCAUGUGAAAAGUCAUUUGCAGAUGUACAGGACAGUGAAAAACACUGACAAGGGAUUAAUAGGUCAAGGGCAGACAGAGACGGAGGAUUUUAAGCAGGGGACAGAAGGAACAGGAGGAGAUGGCGAUGCUUGUGACUAUCUGCUCAUGCCUUGUAAUUAUUCUUCAUUCAACUCAUUAUCAACCCCAACGUCACUGCCAACUACAUUACAGAUUAAUGCCCAAAGGGGUGGAUGGUUAGCUUCGGAGGAUACGAAGGACUGGAUCAGUUCAAAUGAAGAAACCGUGUCAACUAGUUGCUCAUAUUUCCAACAAAAUGUCACCAAGGUUGGAGGGCAUGAUAACGGUUUCCAUUUUCCAGAGAAGAAGGAAAAUCAGAGUUCAGUAUCGACUUCUGCUAAAAUGUUGGUUAAUCUAGAGUUUACCCUGGGAAUGGCAAUCUGACUGCUAUCGAUGUAUACAACAGCAGGCAUUGGUCUGUCUGAUUAAUUCGUGGCAAACGAAUUCCAUUAGUGACUGACAAUAAUGAGCAGUGUUUGAUGAACGAGGAUCUUGCACUUGUUUAGUGAAAUUCCUAGAAAUCCUUAAUAUGAACGCUUGUCUAUAGCUUUAGUCUCACUGUCUGAUUGUAAGUCUGCUUUUAACCAGUUUUUGUAAGCUCGCGGCCAUGAGCCCUUUUGAUAA